Messenger RNA from Cordyceps fumosorosea ARSEF 2679, 357 nucleotides. Its product is annotated as Carboxylesterase, type B. The record is from RefSeq and is a predicted model, not a curated record. The coding region runs from base 1 to 357 and encodes 118 amino acids. NCBI's taxonomy places the organism in Eukaryota, Fungi, Ascomycota, Sordariomycetes, Hypocreales, Cordycipitaceae. The transcript has a single exon.
AUGACUCUCCUGAAGACUUACAUGGCUUUGCUUGGCUUUGUUGCCUCUGCCUGCGCCAGAGUUCACGAGGGCAGAGCUGCAAUCAAUGCCAAAGUCUCUCCGGAUAUACCAGCAGGGGGCACUGCCAUUGGCCGCCAACUCGCCAAUGUUGAAAGUUUCAAUGCCAUCCCUUAUGCCGAUCCGCCCGUCAGCCCCCUGCGGUUCAAGCCCCCUCGCAAGCUGUCCACGCAGCCAGGCAUCAUUGACGGCACCGUCAUCGCCCCAGCUUGUCCUCAGAUGCCCAUUUCAUCCGACAUUGAGGACGUCACAAGCAAGCUUCCUGCCGAAUUUCGCAAACUGCCUUUUUACAGUCCGUAA